AUGCGAUUAGAAGAAGCGCUUGCAGAGUGUGAUACUUUUGUAUCUGAAGAUGCUAUUCCAUGGUCUAAAAUAGCAGAAAAGCAUGGUAUUGUGCAGUCAACGUUGACGCGCACGUGGAGGGGUGAGACGCGUCCGCACAAAGAGAAGGUUCUUGCACAACAAAAGCUCACCCUACAACAAGAGGAGGAGCUUGUACGAUAUAUAGAAGAGCUUACUGCUCGUCAUAUACCUCCUACAAGAGAGAUGAUAGCCAAUUUCGCGUCAGCAGUCGCCCAGGAGCCAGUGAGCGAGAGCUGGGUUACCCGCUUCAUCAACAAGUACUCUAUCCAUCUUAUCUCUCAAUACUCAACAGGUAUGGACGCCAAUCGCCACAACGCCGAUUCCUAUACCAAAUAUGAGCUAUACUUCAACCUACUACAACGCAAGAUUGCCGAAUACAAGAUUAACGCUGAGCACACGUACAAUAUGGAUGAGAAGGGCUUCAUGAUUGGGGUCAGCUUAAGAACAAAACACGUGUUUAGCAGGCGUAUGUGGGAGAAAAAGGAGGUCAAAGCAUCACUUCAAGAUGGCAAUUGUGCCUGGUUGACGCUCAUAGCGUGUGUAGAUGAAAUCAAGCCAGGGGAACACUCUGUGCUUGUUUCCUCGUCGCCUUCAGGCUGGACUAACAACGAGAUAGGCCUAGCUUGGCUUAAACAGGUGUUUAAUCGCUUCACCAAGGCCAAAGCUCGAAGAAAGUACCGCCUAUUGAUUGUUGACGGCCACGGAUCUCAUGUGACAAUAGACUCUAUCAAAUACUGCGAUCAGAACAGGAUACUCCUAGCUAUCCUUCCUCCUCAUUUAACUCACACGCUGCAGCUGCUUGACAAAGUAAUGUUUAAGCCUCUGUCAACGGCGUACUCAAAGGAGCUUACAACACACCUUCACAGUGGCCAGGGCCUAUCAGUGAUCAAGAAGAGCGACUUCUUCCACCUGUUCUGGAAGGCCUGGACGAACACGUUUACUCCAGAGCUGAUACUCAGGUCCUUCAAGGCAACGGAUAUAUCACCCCUUCAGCCUAACGUCAUCCUCCAACGCUUUGCCAAGA
This is a messenger RNA of Didymella exigua CBS 183.55, 1084 nucleotides long. Its product is annotated as DDE-domain-containing protein. The annotation marks the transcript as partial. The record is from RefSeq and is a predicted model, not a curated record. Gene Ontology annotation, cellular component: nucleus. Gene Ontology annotation, molecular function: DNA binding. The transcript is spliced from 3 exons. NCBI's taxonomy places the organism in Eukaryota, Fungi, Ascomycota, Dothideomycetes, Pleosporales, Didymellaceae.